Alosa sapidissima (American shad) is the source of this 2264-nucleotide messenger RNA. RefSeq names its product immunoglobulin alpha-2 heavy chain-like. Gene Ontology annotation, cellular component: blood microparticle; external side of plasma membrane; immunoglobulin complex, circulating. Bases 7 to 1773 code for a protein of 588 amino acids. The record is from RefSeq and is a predicted model, not a curated record. Gene Ontology annotation, molecular function: immunoglobulin receptor binding; antigen binding. Gene Ontology annotation, biological process: innate immune response; defense response to bacterium; B cell receptor signaling pathway. The transcript is spliced from 11 exons. Lineage: Eukaryota; Metazoa; Chordata; Actinopteri; Clupeiformes; Clupeidae.
AUAACAAUGAUGUGGGUAAUCUUGAUUGCAGCCAGUUUGAGUGUUGUUUCUGGUCAGUCUCUGACCUCCUCUGGUCCAGAAGUGAAGAGACCUGGAGACUCGGUCACUCUGUCCUGCACUGUAUCUGGAUUUUCCAUAAACAGCUACUAUAUGCAUUGGAUCCGUCAGAAACCAGGAAAGGGGCUGGAGUGGAUCGGUCGCAUUAAUACAGGCACUGGCACAACAUUUGCCCAGUCUCUCCAGGGCCAGUUCUCCAUCACCAAAAACUCAGACAAACUGAACCUACAAGUGAACAGCCUGAAAGCUGAGGACACAGCUGUGUAUUACUGUGCUCGAGACGAAGUGGGUUUGGGGACCUACUGGGGGAAAGGAACUCAUGUGACGGUAUCUAACAGUGCUGUAGCUGCACCCACCGUGUUUCCUCUGGCUCAAUGUGAGCCAGGUUCUGAUGGGUCCAUGAUAUAUGCUUGCAUGGCCACUGAUUUUUUCCCGGAGUCUGCAACAUUCCAUUGGACAAAAAAUGGUCAGAAUGUUUUGGAUGCUGUCCAGUAUCCUGCAGUUAAGCAGAAAACUGGAGACAAAUACUCCAAAGUUAGUCAGAUUAACGUCAACAUUACUGGCAUGGACAAGCAAGAGAUCAAAUGUACUGUGGAAACAAUCCGUUCAAACAAUCAAUCAGUUACUUUACCAGUUAAAGCUCCCCCCAGGUCACCAACUGUGAGCUUGCUGCCAGUAUUCACCUUUGAAAGCCAGAAUGUCUUGUGUGUCAUUGAAAACUUUUACCCCAAAUCGCUGACAGUGACAUGGAAAGAGGAUAACGUUAAGAUUGAACGUGAGGUGCCACUGUUUAUUCAGCAAGACUCCAGUGGUUACUAUACAGCACAGAGCUUUCUGAAGCUAAACAAAACUACACAGGGCAACAAUAAAAGGCACACUUGUGAAGUAUCUCAUAUGGGCGACACCUUCACCAAAACAAAAAGAUUGGAAGGCCAGCUCUCAGUGAAGCUAACUCCUCCAUCAUCAAGAGACAUUUUCCUCAAUAAUAAAGUAGAGCUGAAGUGUAUCACCACUGGUACAGACUCAGGAGCUGUAAAUGAUGCUGCAUUCAAAUGGAAGGUGGGAGGAAACGAUCAGAGUAGCAGCGCUACAGUGGAAAAAGACCAACUGGAAAAUGGUCAGUCAAGGCAGAUCAGCAAAUUAAAGGUGGAUGUAAAUGAGUGGUUCUCUGGAAAAGAGAUUGAGUGCCGUGUGUUCGAUAAGGGCGGUGAGGAGGUGGGCAACCCGCUGAAAAGACUAAUCAAAAAAGGUGGAGCAGCUCCUAAAGUGCUUAUCUACACCCUCCCUGAGGCCAGUGACCCAAAUCAUGAUUCUGUGGUGUGUGAGGUCAGGGGCUCUUCUCUAGGAGAUGUGUACAUCAUGUGGAAGGUGGACGGAGGAGACUAUCAGGAGGGAAACACAGGCAUUGUGGAACAACAGGAUGGCAACAUGUCGCAUGUCAGCAUACUGACUGUCAAAAAGGAUUCAGCAACAAGAAAGUUCACCUGCGCUGUCAAGCAUGGUAACAUGGGAAAAAACACUUCUCCGAAAAUUGUGGACUACUCAAAAAGUGAGCCUGGGGUGGUUGAUGAAGAUGUCCUACACUGCACGAAGAGUGAGGAUGAGGAGGAGGACGAGUACAGCAGCAUGUGGUCCACCACCACCUCCUUCAUAUUUCUCUUCCUCUUCUCUCUGGUCUACAGUGCUAUCCUCAGUCUUGUCAAGAUAAAACACUGACAAAAAUGAACAGGAGAGAGGGGAACGGUCAUCAUACUUUUGUGCAGUUUUUAUUUCUAUAUAUUGUUUAAAAAUGUUAUUGUCUAAAUCUCUGUCUAAAUUGUGUGUACUUCUUACAGAAUUACAGAAAUGUUUCCAUUUUUGUUUUUAUCUCAUCACUGUAUAAGCAAAGAAAAAGAUUAAUCACUGAUUAUUUUUGUGCUUGAUUGUUUUAUCAGCAUUUUCAGGUUUAUUGAAAAUACAGGAGUAUUUUACAUAUGUAUAAAUACAGCUUAACUGCAGUAUUUUCCCCAUGUAGCAAAGUACUGUGCUACAUAUGCUAUUAAAAGCUAUUUUAUCAUUGUAAAUGUUACAUGCCAAAUAUAAAUGUUAAACGUAAUUGUAAAACACACAAAGUAUUCGAAAGCAAAUGAUGGCUAUCUAGACCAGUUAAUCCCAGAGGGUUUGUUUAUUCUUUCAGUUGUACAGAAAUAAACACAUGUCAAUUUGCU